Messenger RNA from Angiostrongylus costaricensis, 468 nucleotides. NCBI's taxonomy places the organism in Eukaryota, Metazoa, Nematoda, Chromadorea, Rhabditida, Metastrongylidae. The record is from the annotation of a GenBank genome assembly.
GUGUUGGAGAAAAGUCUUCGACGUGAGUGUAAAUGCCACGGAAUGAGCGGAUCGUGUGAGAUAAAGACGUGCUGGGACACUCUACCCACAUUCAGAGAGAUCGGUGUGAUCAUCAAGGACAAGUUUGACGGUGCAUCGGAGGUGGCGAUUGAGGAGAAGGACGAUCAGCCGCGCAUUGUCAUGAAGAACUCGCAGUUUAAGCGACACACAAACGCUGAUCUGAUCUACAUGAGUCCGUCUCCCGACUUCUGUGAAGCGGAUCCCGAACGAGGUAUUUUCGGCACGAAAGGACGAGAAUGCAAUGUCACCUCGCAAGGAGUGGACGGUUGUCAGUUAUUGUGCUGCAAUCGUGGUUUCGAGCGACGAGUAUUUUUCGAGCCCGACCAGUGCAACUGUAAGUUCUACUACUGUUGUCGAGUGGAAUGUGAGCCGUGCGAACGACGCAUUGAGAAGCACUUCUGCCUCUGA